CCCUUCCCGCGUGCGCCCCGUCGGGGUGAGCUCAGCGCCCGUCCCCCCGCGGAGCGGCGGGUGCCGAAGAGGCUCAGCCCCCUCGGAGGCGCCUAUAAAGCAUCUCCGAGCGGCAGCUCCGGGCAGAGGGGCCAUGGCCACGGCCACGAGCGCGGGGAGCCCCGACGGGGCGGCCGCGGGGCCGGCGCUGCUGCUGGCGCUCGGGGCCCUCGUGCUGCUCGCCGUGACCCGGCGCCGCGGCGGGACAAAGCGCGGGGGCCGGCGGAGCCCCCCGGGGCCCUUCGCUUGGCCGCUGGUGGGCAACGCGCUGCAGCUGGGCCGCCUGCCCCACCUGGCUUUCGGGCGGAUGGCGCGGCGCUACGGUGCCGUCUUCCAGCUGCGGUUGGGCCACCAGCGCGUGGUGGUGCUCAACGGCGAGGCCGUCAUCCGGCGGGCGCUGGUGGGCUUGGGAGCCCGUUUCGCCGGGCGCCCCGAUUUCCCAUCCUUCGAGCUGGUGUCCGGAGGGCGCAGCGUGGCUUUCGGGUCCUGCUCGCCCCGGUGGAGGGCGCGCCGGCGCCUGGCCCACGCCGCCCUGCGCGCCCGCUCCACGGCGGCCGAGGUGGAGCGGCACGUGGCGGCCGAGGCGGGGGACCUCGUCCGGCUCUUCCUGCGCCACAGCCAGGACGGAGCCUACUUCGAGCCCUCGCGGCUGUUGGUGGUGGCCAGCGCCAACGUCAUCUGCGCCCUCUGCUUCGGCCGCCGCUACAGCCACGCCGACAGCGAGUUCGCGGCUCUGCUGGGGCGCAACGACCGCUUCGGGCAGACGGUGGGCGCGGGCAGCGUGGUGGACGUGCUGCCCUGGCUCCUGCGCUUCCCCAACCCGGUGCGCAGUGUAUUCCGCGACUUCCAGGCCCUCAACCGGGAGCUGCACGGCUUCGUGUGUGCCAAGGUAGCGCAGCACCGACAGACCUUCGACCCACGCAUCCUCCGUGACGUCAGUGAUGCCAUGAUUGCCGCCGUGGAGCGCAGUGACAGAGUCCCUGAGGGGCUGGGACCUGAGGAUGUGGAUGGUGCCAUGACCGACAUCUUCGGCGCUGGGCAGGACACCACAUCCACGGCACUUUCGUGGGUCCUCCUGCUGCUGCUGAAGCACCCGCAGCUCCAGCGGGACAUCCAGGCAGAGCUGGACCGGGUGGUGGGACGUUCUCGGUUGCCUACGGCCGAGGACCGGCCAUGUCUGCCCCUCCUGGAUGCCUUCAUCUACGAGACACUGCGCUACAGCAGCUUCGUGCCCAUCACCAUCCCACACGCUACCACAGAUGACGUGGAGCUCGAGGGCUUCCACAUCCCCAAGGGCACCGUGGUUUUCAUCAACCAGUGGUCGGUCAACCACGACUGCAGCAAGUGGCCCGACCCCCAACGCUUCGACCCCAGGCGCUUCUUGGACGCGCAGCAGCGCCUGGACCGCGACCGGGCCGGCAGCGUCAUGAUCUUCUCAACUGGGCAGCGGCGCUGCAUCGGAGACCAGCUCGCCAAGCUCCAGCUCUUCCUCUUCACCGCCAUCCUUCUCCACCAGUGCUCCUUUCUCACCAACCCAGCGGAGAACCUUACCAUGGACUGCAUCCACGGGCUGGCGCUGAAGCCGCGGCCCUUCGCCAUCACCGUGCGGCAGAGGCAGCCGGCGCUCAUCCAGCCCUGACGCUGCCGGCAGUGGUGCUGGGGCCACCCAUGCCGUACCCUUGGCUUGGAGCUCCCUGGGCCGAGGGGUGUGAGAUGGAUCCCGCUUUGCCCACAGGGGGAUCUUGCCACGGCGCGUUCCCGCAGCAAUAAAAGCCUUUGACACAGGACCCGGCUCCACUCCU
Cuculus canorus (common cuckoo) is the source of this 1841-nucleotide messenger RNA. RefSeq names its product cytochrome P450 1B1-like. NCBI's taxonomy places the organism in Eukaryota, Metazoa, Chordata, Aves, Cuculiformes, Cuculidae. The transcript has a single exon. Gene Ontology annotation, molecular function: steroid 17-alpha-monooxygenase activity; iron ion binding; heme binding. The coding region runs from base 134 to 1678 and encodes 514 amino acids. Gene Ontology annotation, biological process: progesterone metabolic process; hormone biosynthetic process. The record is from RefSeq and is a predicted model, not a curated record.